Molecule: messenger RNA, 754 nt
Organism: Pieris napi
Lineage: Eukaryota; Metazoa; Arthropoda; Insecta; Lepidoptera; Pieridae
Product: phospholipid scramblase 1-like
Exons: 5
Coding region: 1-594 (197 amino acids)
Biological process (GO): plasma membrane phospholipid scrambling
Cellular component (GO): plasma membrane
Molecular function (GO): phospholipid scramblase activity
Source: RefSeq, a predicted model, not a curated record
AUGUCGACACCGGAAGAAAGUAAUGCGCUUGAACAGCUAAGUUCCCUAGAGCGUGUGGUGGUUCGUGAAAAGACGGCAGAUUAUCCUAACUGCAAGUAUGUGGUGACAAGCAGUGAGGGCGUGGUGUUGCUUUACGCCAAGGAAGACUGUGGUAUUGUUAACAAGGUUCUAGCAGGAAAGACUAGGACGUUCCAGAUUGAUGUCUUCGACACAAGCGAUAGAGAGGUGAUGAAACUUCGCCGUCCCUACAGCGUGGGUCAGGACAAAAUGGAUGUAAGUGUUUGCGGUCAGCUCGCUGCCAUCGUCCGUAAAGAGGUGACCUUCUUCAAGCCCGUUCUCACCAUAAACGACACAAACGAUCGACAGGUCAUCAGGGUCAAGGGCCCCGUCUCUACUACUUCUCAAUGUGAUUUUGAGUUGUAUUCCAAUGAGAAGAAAUGUAUUGGUGCCAUUUGCAAACGCUGGAACGGUGUAACUCGCGGUCAUGGUGAUAGGGAUAACUUUGUCAUACACUUACCACAGAUGGAAGCUCCUUACAAAGCUGCUGUUUUAGGGACCUGCUUUCUCAUUGAUUUUCUGUACUACGAAAAUUAAAAGAUCACCACAGAUUGUCUUUGGGCGCCAUCUACUAGCAAAUGGAGGAACUGUGCUGAAACUACUGUUCGUGUGUUGAUUGCAACAGUUCACCUUUAUUUAUUUAUAUAAUGAUGUUAUUAUUAGCAAUAGAUGGCAGUGAAUUAUAAUAUUAUGUUAA